Messenger RNA from Drosophila eugracilis, 1128 nucleotides. Its product is annotated as alpha/beta-gliadin clone PW1215. The record is from RefSeq and is a predicted model, not a curated record. NCBI's taxonomy places the organism in Eukaryota, Metazoa, Arthropoda, Insecta, Diptera, Drosophilidae. The transcript is spliced from 3 exons. Bases 41 to 982 code for a protein of 313 amino acids.
UGUCAAAAUGCUGCCACAAAUUUGACGAGAGUGCAACGCGAUGGAGCUGCCAAUUGGGAAACUAUUCGAUGAACUCAGGCAGUUGAAGUUGCAAAUAUUGCUCCUGCAAUUCAUGUUGCUCGUUACGCCGGCAAUGUUGCAGCAGCAACAUCUGUUCUACCAUCCAAGGCAAUUGUACUACGAUUCACCGCGUCUUCGCAGAUUUGAGUAUGCAGGAGCCACGCCCUUUGUGGGUGCUUACAAUCCGGUUCCACCGCCUUCCGCUCACUACCAACAACAGACGCCCCACUUCCAGCUGAUCAACUAUCGGCCCAGUUAUCAGCCCUUGCCUUUGGAUUACCAACAACAACAGUUGCCAGCUCCUGCUCCACCACUACCACCUCUUUAUCCGCAACAGAGUGUCCAGUAUCAGCAUAGGACCAUUGCUCCACAUGCCGAGUUGGCCAAAUAUCGUUAUGAAGGGAAUUAUCUGCCGGUGCAACGGGUUUCCCCCCAGCAAACUCAACGUCGUGCGGAGGAGCAACAGCAAUUGCAGCAGCAGCACUUGCAACAACAGCAGCAACACUUGCAGCAGCACUCUCAGCAGCUUUACAAUGUGCCGCCAGCUCUCUUUACUAGCGAUGUGUUGCAUGUGAUUCCACCUCGGAUUGCCAGAUUGCAGGAGCAACAGCAGCAGCCUUCUCAGAACGUUCAAGCUGAACGGCCCAGAAGGAGUCCUAAGGAGCUGGACACGGAUGUCGCUGAAACCAGAAGACAAACUGAUCGGAGUGUCAAGGAAACUAAAUACUUUCAUGAUAUUUUCAUGCGCUUCGAUGGCCCCAAUUCGCGGAGUCACGGUCACGUCCUGAAGCACCCGAAGGCUCAGGAAAAGCGAUUCGAGACCCAAAGUGGCACGAACCGCUACAAGGGCGAGGUGAUUUGGACUGAUCGUCAAGGAGGCCACGGCGAACAUCGUUGGGACAUGGCCCAGGGAAAACUCUAAGAGGAGACCUUAAUUUGCAUACUCCUUCCCCUCCCCCUCUCCCUCUCUCUCUGUACAUAACCAUUUUUGGAAAUACGCAUAAAUCGUGACUUUUCAUAAUUUUGGCGUAUUAUUUAUUUAAGGGCAAUGAUUUGGCGUGAAAUUGG